Phymastichus coffea is the source of this 3744-nucleotide messenger RNA. It is a transcript of the gene Sym, whose product is annotated as symplekin. Lineage: Eukaryota; Metazoa; Arthropoda; Insecta; Hymenoptera; Eulophidae. Gene Ontology annotation, cellular component: mRNA cleavage and polyadenylation specificity factor complex. Bases 115 to 3453 code for a protein of 1112 amino acids. The record is from RefSeq and is a predicted model, not a curated record. The transcript is spliced from 11 exons.
AAAACUUAACCUCUAAAAUAUAUUGUCAACAUGAAUGGUAUCAGAAAGUGGGCAUCAUACAUUUUUUUUAUUUAACGAUUGACUGCCAAGAAUCGUCAAUCAACUUUAUUAAAUAUGGAUCCCCGGAUUCACCGUCGAGUAGAGCCACAAAAGAGUACCGGAGAUACAGUUGUAGAAUGGCUUAACGAAGCCGCUACUACGAAUGAUGAUAAUUUAAAGGUACAAAACUUGUACAAAGUGCAGGAAAUUAUAUUAAACAAGGAGCCACUUUUGUUGGAUAAUUGUUUAGAUGAGAUUUUGCAAUUCGCGGUUGACAGAAAUUCAGAUGUUAGAAAAGCUAUUGCUGGCUUUAUUGAGGAUGCUGGAGAGAAAGCACCAGAAACAAUCCCAAGGCUCAUUUUAGUUUUGAUCAGACUAGUAACGGAUACCGCUGCAGUUGUAGCCAAACGUGCUUUGCGAGCAAGUGGAAGAAUAUUUAAAGCCACUCUGAAAUGGGUAUCGUUUGCCCCAGUUUUUACACCAGAUAUGGAGAAUGCAUGGGGACAAAUAAGUAAUUUGAAGAUACAAAUAAUUAACAUGAUUGACAGUGUAAAUGAUGGUAUAAGGACUCAAGCGAUCAAAUUUCUCGAAGGAGUGAUUUUGAUCCAAAGUUACCCUCAAGAAAAUUCUCUCAAAAAGGAUGAUGACUUUUCUUUGGAAGAUGUACCUUUGACUUUGACAACAAUUCGUAGAAGAAAUUUGGAAGCUGAGGCAAAACAUGUAAUAGCUCUCUUAAUAAAUUUCUUCCACUCGGUUCAUGUCAGCAGUGUUAAUCUUAUAACAUGCAUGGGAUCUUUGUCGCUCAUUGCAAAGAUGAGACCUCAAUUCAUGUCAGAGAUCAUCCAAGCAAUGCAAAAGUUGUUAAGUAAUCUACCCCCCACUUUAACAGACUCUCAAGUGACAAGUGUACAAAAGCAAAUGAAACUGACUCUGCUUGGUUUUCUAAAACAUCCAGCUUGUUCAGAUUAUCAAAAUGUUGGUAAACUUUUACUGCAGCUAGGUUGUAAAGAAAAUGAAAUUGCUAAGUUCAUGCCAAAGCCUGAAGAGUUGAGAAAAAUUAAGAAGAGACAACAAGAAAGCAUUGCUGCUCAAACUAUUAAAAAAGCUAGGAUUGAAAUACCUGUUAUUGAAGAGCCCGAAAUAGUACCAUUACCUGUUCCUGCACCACAAUUACCGGAGUUAAUUGAACUGUCAGAAGGAUACAUAGCUGAUAGACUGAGCGUUGAGAUUGCUACAGAAUUGGUGAUGAGCAGUAUGCCAUGGGUACCUGAUUCAGUUACUGUACCACCUACCUUCAUGAGGGAGUACCAACCAACAUCCACAACUGAUAUUACAGUACAGCGACGAGUAGUGGCUAAGCUUUUAGCUAAUCAAAUUAAGCUCACAAAAGCAAAGAAGUCUAAGCCAGAUACAAAAGAUGAAAGACUAGAAACUGUGAUGGAAGAUUUAAUUAAAAAUCCAUCAAUCAGUGUUGCAGAAGUUAGAAAAGAGAGAAAACGUGAGAAAGAUAGAGAAAAGGAAUUACAAGCUAAGGCUGCACUGGAAGCUCAUGAAAAAUCUCUGGCUAAAGCGAGAAGUAGAGUUAAGGCACUUAAACUUUCAGAAGUAACAAAGCCCCUUACUAAUAAUAUCAGAGAUAAAAUGCUGCUGAUGGCUGUAGACAGGAUUCUUGGCACAGAGAAGAGUGUCAUUAUAGGAGGUGUUUCAAAUAUCAGAUUGAAAAUUUUGACGACUCUCGCAGCGACUUUCAAUCCUUACGUAAAGGAGUUAAUUCUACGACACAUAACCGAGGAUAUGCGGACGCGUCUUGAAUUAGCCAUGUGUUGGUUAUACGAAGAAUACGCUUUGCUACAAGGUUUUCAACGCCGAACAAUUUUACAUCAAAAGCCAUUGGAGGGACCACACCAAGCGUACAACAGUUUAUUUUGCACUCUCGUCACAGCAAUCGACAAUAUCACUGGCAAAGAUCGUGAUAUUUUACUUGCCAGACUAUACUUAGAGGCACCACUUAUCACCGAAGAUGCUGUGGAAUCAUUGAAGAUGAUCUCGUGCGAUGAAUCCAGAGGACUCGGACCACUACACCUUCUGAAAGAUUUAGUAAUUAGGAGGCCAAUCAAGCAACUGAUUUUCUUGAAUGUAAUAGAGUGUCAUACAGGACACGAGAGUAGUAUGAUUCGUGAUUGCGCCAUUCAACUAGUAGUCCAACUCUACGCACGUCCUGAACUCAGCAAGCUUAUUGAAGAAUACGCUGUCCUCUAUCUUGGUUUCCUACGAGUACCCAAUCCACCGGAAAUAGUAUUCGGCUCGGAUCGUGGUAGGCCAAACAUCGAGGAGCAUUGGACUGAGUCUACGACGCGUGCCUGCCUUGGACUUUAUUUGGCAUUGCUUACCGAGAAUCAUAAACUUAUCCACGAGCUUGCACGAGUCUACACUUCUAUGAGCGCUGAGGUCAAGAGAAUUGUACUGAGGCUUGUUGAAGGUCCCGUGCGUGCUAUUGGAAUGGCUAGUGUCGAAUUACUCGAACUCGUUGAGAACUGUCCAAAGGGUGCAGAGACGCUCAUUACCAGGAUUAUUCACAUUUUGACAGAUAAAGCUCCUCCUAGUCCAGAGCUUGUAGCCAAAGUCAGAGAACUGUAUCAAACUAGAGUUUCGGAUGUUCGGUUUUUGAUACCCGUACUCAAUGGUUUGACCAAAAAAGAGGUCAUAGCUGCACUACCCAAAUUAAUCAAAUUAAAUCCGAUUGUUGUGAAAGAGGUUUUCAACAAACUUCUAGGAACUCACAACAUUGAAGGCGGAGCAACUCAUACUUCACCCAUCACACCUGCCGAGCUUAUGAUCGCUUUACAUACUAUUGAGCCGAAUAAAGCUGAAUUGAAAACGGUUAUUAAAGCAACGUCACUGUGUUUUGCUGAGAAACAAAUAUUCACACAAGAUAUAGUAGCAGUAGUAAUGCAGCAACUUAUGGAUAUGACUCCACUACCAACGCUUCUAAUGCGUACAGUAAUUCAGAGCUUAUCGCUAUAUCCACGAUUAAGCGGUUUCGUGAUGAAUAUUUUACAACGUUUGAUAUUGAAGCAAGUAUGGAAACAACCGAAAGUUUGGGAAGGUUUUGUUAAGUGCUGCGAAAGAACUGAGCCUCAAAGUUUUUCUGUAAUACUGCAAUUGCCACCGGCGCAGCUAGUCGAAGCUUUGAAAAUGGCUCCUAACUUACGUCAACCUUUGAUCGAUCAUGUUGAAGCUUUUGCGGAUAAUCAGAAAGCUCAUAUACCACAAUCUAUCAUGGAUGUGAUCAAAGGGAAACCACCCAUACUUAUGCACGACGAAUUUGACAUCGCUCCUCCUGGAGAUUUUCACGAGCGUCAAGAUACUAAUGAUCUCGACAAUCUCGAGCCUGCACCUCCUGGAUUAGACUAAUAAAUAAUUGGUAUAAAUGUAUAUAAUAUAAUUAAAAUAGACGCCCAAGCGUAGAUCUUCGUUGACGUAAUUAAAUGUUUUUUUCUGCUUUAAAUCUUAGUUGUGAAAUAUAAAAUUUUAUGAAUUGUCAAAUGAUUGUAAAAUAGUUUUACUAUUUUCUAAACUUCUUUCAAUAGAUCAUAAAUUUUACAGAAAAAAAUAUGUAUGUGCAUACAAGUGUAUGUUUUAGUUAUAAAUGAAAUAUUAAAAAACUCAUUCUUUCUAAUAAAAGUAUCAUGAAGCAAUCAUGAA